Molecule: messenger RNA, 168 nt
Organism: Scutellospora calospora
Lineage: Eukaryota; Fungi; Glomeromycota; Glomeromycetes; Diversisporales; Gigasporaceae
Source: the annotation of a GenBank genome assembly
ACUUGCACAAGACAUCUGGCCUCGCUCAUCGAUUGCCUAAACUUAUUAAUGCUUUAUGCUUCUUAUACAGUUUUCAAAUAUGGAAUUGAAGCACAUUAUCGUGACACAGACAUAGUUGAACUUACUCAAGAAUUAUCUUUAGACUUUAGAAAUAUGGCUAAAAAUUAG